Entamoeba dispar SAW760 is the source of this 305-nucleotide messenger RNA. RefSeq lists its product as uncharacterized. The coding region runs from base 1 to 300 and encodes 99 amino acids. NCBI's taxonomy places the organism in Eukaryota, Evosea, Mastigamoebida, Endamoebidae. The transcript is spliced from 3 exons. The record is from RefSeq and is a predicted model, not a curated record.
AUGAAACAAAUGAAGAAUAUUACUUUAAGAUUAAAACUUGUUGACAGUUAUCAAACAGCUACUAGUUCAGUGAAUGAAGAAUGGGACUUAAGACCAUUAUUCUCUCAAUUAAUUAAUUCUCCUUCUAUCCAAAACAGUAUUUCAAAAAUGGUUGAAAAUAUUCUUCAAACAUCAGAUCAAGUGGUUGAAGUUAGAACUAAACCUGAACUAGUUAAAAUGCCAUCAAAUUAUAAUACUUCACAAAAUGAAAUAGAAAAUCUUCCAGUAUUAGAUGAUGAAGUUGUUGAAGUAGUUGAUUAAUUUAA